AUGUACUAUAGAUGGGAACGAGAAGAUUAUGGACUACCAUCGAAUGUGACGUUUGACGACAGUAUGCGUAUAAUGAUUAUUCACAACGCAAAGUUAGAGGACAGUGGAACAUAUACUUGCCAUGUAAGACGAGGAAAGAGUAAUACAGCUAAGAAAACCAUACUCCUUUCUGUUGAAGCCAAACCUUACUUCAUGUUCCCACUGAAGAACCAACAUCUGGACAAGGGAGUGAAAAUCUCGUGGAAAUGUCUUACAAUAGCUGUACCCAGAGCGACAUACACGUGGUACAAGGACACCAAAAUACUCACAGCAGUGCCCGGAGAUUAUGAGGUAAAGGGAAAUGUACUGACGAUAGAGUCCGUGGAUAAACAACAUGAAGGAAUGUACCAAUGCCGAGCUGAAAAUACUCAUGGUGUAAUUUUCAGCAGCGCUCAACUCAGAAUACUAAGCUUCCCGCCGUCUUUUUCGAAACAUCCGGUCAAAUCAACAGUAGCUACUGAAGGCGGUAACAUCACACUGAUCUGUUCACCGGAAGGUGCACCGUUUCCAACAAUUACGUGGCAGAAAGAUGGUAGUGAAAUGGGUCUAUCAGUAGGUUCCAGCAACGGUAAACAUAUCUUUAUGCCAAAUGGUAAUCUAAUUAUCACCCAAUUAAGUCAAUCUGAUUCUGGCGAAUAUACCUGUACAGCAACCAAUGAUCUCGGAAGUGACACAUCAUCAGCAACUAUUUAUAUUACUAGUAAGUACAAUGAUAUUAAGUAG
Molecule: messenger RNA, 762 nt
Organism: Lottia gigantea (owl limpet)
Lineage: Eukaryota; Metazoa; Mollusca; Gastropoda; Lottiidae
Exons: 3
Coding region: 1-762 (253 amino acids)
Biological process (GO): axon guidance; cell adhesion
Cellular component (GO): plasma membrane
Molecular function (GO): protein binding
Source: RefSeq, a predicted model, not a curated record